CGGCGGAAGAGGAGGCUGCGGCCGCAGCGGAAGAGUAAGUGGUCGGCUAAGGUUCUCCUUCGGGAAUCGUUUGUGAGUAUCCAUGUAAAAAGUACCUCCCGUCAUGGAGUGGAGAGACUAACAAGAUGAAUGUUUAGUAUCACUUUUAGGAGAAAAACAUAGAGUUGUAUUCCUCAAGUAUACUACCGAAUAAAGUGCCACCUGUAAAACUCAAAUUAUGCAAAAAAUAGUUGAUGAUAGUGAUGAAAGCAACAAGCCUAAAUGCUGUAGAACCUUGUACAAUUGAUCAGACGUUAACAGUGAAAGUUCCGAUUGUUAUGUUGGAUAUCGAUGGUAACAGUGAAUCAGACAACUUCAGACAAAAUUAUAUAGAUACUACACGUACAAUAGGCAUAGACAGAAGAAAAACAUGAAUGCAUAGUGAAUUUGAAUCGGAAUUGCUCGAUGAAGAGCAAAUGCAAACUUGAAAAAUUGUUGAAACUUGGGGGAAAUUUGAACAUCACAGAAUUUCAUAUUUCGCACCGCAUCUCAUCAAAA
This is a messenger RNA of Amoebophrya sp. A120, 537 nucleotides long. NCBI's taxonomy places the organism in Eukaryota, Dinophyceae, Syndiniales, Amoebophryaceae. The record is from the annotation of a GenBank genome assembly.